Messenger RNA from Neodiprion virginianus, 2104 nucleotides. Its product is annotated as venom carboxylesterase-6-like. The transcript has 7 exons. The record is from RefSeq and is a predicted model, not a curated record. NCBI's taxonomy places the organism in Eukaryota, Metazoa, Arthropoda, Insecta, Hymenoptera, Diprionidae. Bases 70 to 1788 code for a protein of 572 amino acids.
CAGUAUACGAUUCUAAGUUGGUCGAUUCCAUCAGUCUUGACGACCUCCUAGCCACAGACCGACGUGCAUAUGACGAUGGUUUCGUUCAACGGGACAAAAUGUCUACUUGCGACAUUGUUACUGAGCAUCUCUUCACGUCCAGUUUAUACCCAAGCAGAAAGUACCAGUCAACCAGAAGUGACCAUUACUCAGGGUAACCUACGAGGCAAAAUAUUGACCACCCACAAUGGUCGUAAUAUAUCGGCUUUUUUGGGAAUCCCUUAUGCGCAACCCCCGACUGGAUCCCUCAGAUUCGCCGAUCCAGUGGCCGCGGAUGGUUGGAACGGGACGCGGAACGCUAUUGUAGAUCCAAGCAUGUGCCCACAAGUAUUAGCUGGUAUAAAGUUGGGGCAAGAGGACUGUUUGUACCUGAAUGUGUACACGCCAAAGCUUUUCGAAAAUACAAGCUCCACGGUACUUCCCGUGAUGGUGUUCAUUUACGGCGGAUCAUACCUCUCCGGAUCGUCACAGACCUAUGGCCCAGUAUACAUUGCGGACAAAGAUGUGAUUUUGGUUACUCUUAACUAUCGCUUGGGUCCAAUGGGGUUUUUGAGCACCGGUGAUGAGGUGGCGUCAGGAAAUUGGGGACUUAAGGAUCAGGUCCUUGCACUGAAAUGGGUUCGUAAUAACAUAGGAAAUUUCGGCGGUGAUCCCGAUCACGUAACAAUCUUCGGAGAAAGUGCAGGCGCUGCUUCCGUUCAUCUCCUAACGCUUUCAAAUUCGACAACUGGGCUCUUUCACAAAUUCAUAACGCAAAGCGGAUCCGCCUUAUCACCAUGGGCAUAUAUACCCAGAGCCGCUUAUGCGGAUCGCGCUUUCGAACUUGGCGGCUAUGUCGGAUGUUCAAAUGCCACGACGGAAUCCCUCGUCAACUGCCUGCGGGAAACCAACAUUUCGGACAUCUUAGGCGUGUAUUCUAAAUUUUACACCUGGCGAUCGCAGCCGUCAGUCGUCUGGGCUGCGACCGAUGAGCCAGACGUGGAAGGCGCGUUUCUUACAGACAGCCCUACAAAUUUGAUCAACGCCGGUAAGAUCCGCGAUAUACCGUGGAUGACUGGCAGUAACCGAGACGAAGGACUGUUCAUAACUACAGAACUCUACGAAAAUGAGACACUCUUGAAUGACUUCGUGGAGAACGUCGACUCCGUCUUGCCGGUUUUGUUAAGCCUGACGUAUCAGGAGGAUUCGGGAGCUGCUUGGGUUAAAUCCAUAAAGUCGUUCUACUUCAACGAUGAUUUCUCAACUAACAAAACCGAGAUACUCGACAAUCUUACGAGGCUCAUAAGUGACGCUCGCUACAUAUAUCCAAAUUACGCUGCGCUCCAACAGCAGCUUAAUCUAGCAGGAAAUCCGCAAUAUUUGUACACUUUCAAUUACUUGGGUUCCCUCAGUUUCACUUUCUUUUACGGUGGCUCUACGGUGGAAUAUGGUGUGGCACAUGGGGAUGAUCUCAUUUACCUAUUUCCACUCGAAUCGACGUUCCAAAUUUUUAAUAAAACCAUGAGCAGUGCUGAUUUGGAAAUGGUGGAAACGAUGGUAGAGCUGUGGACGUCCUUUGCAAUCAAUGGAACACCCGCUAUUUCCGGUGUCGAUGGAACUACGACAUGGACGCAGUACUCAACCGACGACAACUACCUUCAGAUCGGAGAUGGUUCGGAACUUGAAACUGAAGUGAAAAGUGGUUUUUUAAAAGAACGAAUGCAAUUCUGGGCUAAUCUAAACGCGAAUUCGAGCGCUGUAGCAAACUAAGGUUUUCGGCUUACGUUUGUAUUUCUCAUGUAAUGUAAGAACGUUUUACCAAUCUUUUUUGUCUGUGUUAUGUACGUAAAAUAAUCGGCAGUACAAAAGAACGCAUCGAAAUACAAAAAAGUGCACUUUUCUACGCUAAUACUAAAAAGUGUUCUUUUCAAUACUCUGCUAGAGUGAAAAAAAAAUUGUUAACCAUACUUUUGUUAUAUAAAGUAUCCUGUGUACCAAACUAAUUACGCUCGGCGUAUCUUACGUUAUUGAUGAACAAUCUAUUAUUAUCAAGCUGAGCCUGAAAUAAAAGGUGACCACAUUCGAA